AGAUAAAAAAAUUUGAUACUGCAAAACAAAUGACUGCGCUAACGAAAUAUGCUAACCUCUGCCUCGGAAGUUCGUUAACCCGAAAACGAUAAAAAGUAUAAAGAAAAAAUUAAUUGCAGACGAAGAUAAAAAUCGGCAAAUCUGGCGCGAUUGGAAACGAAGGGGGAGAGUUACGUCCCCAAAGGACGGAACAUAGCGAAGCACACGUGCGAAUUACCGGAAACGUCAAACAGUAAUUUGCCAAGAUUACCACCGAAUGCUAAGCUGCUCGCGCGCAUUAAGAGAACAUUUCAGAAGCUCAUUCAAGUCUCCGAGAGACAUCCUAUCACGAGAUUUUUAUUGCGCAGCAGAGCUGCUGUGGCUUUUGAGAAAAAGAGACACGGACGCUCGCCUCAUUGGUGGAUCAUUCAUCCUUGCAGUAAUUUGCGGUAUCCAAUGAUUUACCGAUUGCUUUUGCUGCUGUACGAAGUUCAUAAAAAUACUCAAGCCGCAUCGUAUACGGUGAUGAAUAUAAUGAAAAUGACUUUUGUCACACAGGUUCAGAUGGGAAAUCGUGAUGUCAGUGACGUUUCUCUACCUGUUCAUAACAGUGCCAUUCGUCCACGCGUUUUAUCGCAUGUGCAGCAAAGAGUAUUCAAAAAAAUUUGACUUUCUCAACCCCGCAUACGCCAUAUGCGUUAUCGAUAUUUUCAUGAAUUUUUUCACCGGUUUCACGUCCGUCGAUGGUCAUGAAAUUUAUCUCGAUCCCUCGCUCAUCGUCAGGUUAAUUCCCAUCAAGAACAGACAGCAAAAAAUGAGUGCUGGACGAGAAAAAAUCGGAAUAAACGAGCCGUGGGGACUAAAAUUUCGUUGCUUUCAGGCACUACAGUCAAGGAUAUUUUCUAAUCGAUUUACUAACUUCCGUUCCUUACACUUGGUUCAUUUCUGGCCCCGUCGCGACUCCCGGACCGGAUGCCAAUUUUUCGAAAGUCAUUGCCGAGUGUCUGCUACUCUUGAAGCUGCUUCGCUUGCGUACGGUUCGUCGUUACAUGAAAAAAUUUAGCACGGUACGCGAAGAAAAUUUCAAUUUCAAACAAUACGAGUCACGAACAUUUUCAUUUCAAUAAGAAUUCCGAGGGCAACGGUACGAGAAUAAAAAAAGUAAAAAUCAGUGAUGAUGUUAUUAAUAGUAAUAAAGGUAUUUGGAUUAUCGGUCGUGUGCGAUGUUGGAUUGUGGCUGUGCAUUCUUACCGCCUUGAUACUUCACUGGAGUGCCUGCAUCACUUACGCCUUUCCAUUUUUCAUGUUGCAUGCAACGCGAGCCACCGUCGAGGUAUCAAAUCAUUUUGCCAAAUUUCAUCUGGACGUCGCCGGCUGUUUUUAGCGUAAAAUUUCGUCGUGCGAUGGGAAUUUUUUUCACACGCGUCGUUUCGGUCAAUCAUGACCGUCGAAUUUUUUCACUGAUGGAUAGCAGUGAAAAUAAAUAUUUGAUACUGUGAAGGAAUAAAAUGAAAAAGGAACAUUGCGCGUGCGCCUUUUUCAAGCGUCUCGAUACAGUUUGGUGUGAGAAAAAGUCUCGUAGCGCGACUGAUGGUUCAAUCCGACAAAUAAAAAUGUAAAUUAUGCGAAAUGAUGAACGAAUGAAAUUCGAGGAGUCAGAAAUUUACGCUGUGAAAAGUGGCCUCCACGAAGAAUCGACUCCGCGAAUAUAUCUUGUUAGUCUUCACAUGGGUGUCAGCAAUUUGGUCGGCUCGAGUUUCGUCGAAUUUAAAAAAAUAUCUGACGCCGAUAAAAUGAUUCGAUGCCUCUUGCUGAUCUUCGGUACUGGUUACAUGAUUUAUCUGAUAGUGAUUGUUCUACAGUUUACUCAAUCAUUGGCUAAACCUGAGCUCAAAUAUCAAGAAAUAAUGCACGAAGUGGAAGAAUACAUUCGUGACAAAAAGCUGCCAGCGAGAUUGAAGCAAAAGUUAAUCGAUUAUUACGAGUAUCGAUUUCAGGGCAAUUAUUUCAAGGAAAAUGCAAUUUUUCAUGCACUAUCCAGUCAUCUCAGACAAGAAAUAACCGUUCGCUUGAGUCGCGGCUCCCUCGAAACGGCGAGCAUCUUUCAAAAUUUGCCCAGAAAUCUUCUCAGCAGUAUUAUGGCUUCACUCAAGCCCGCCAUCUAUCUUCAGGAUGACGUCAUAUACAAGUGUGGAAUGGAUGGAGAUUGCAUGUAUUUCAUUGCCAGUGGCACCGUAGCUGUCAUAAACUAUCUUGGAGUAGAAAUUUGUCACUUGAAGGACGGCAAUUAUUUCGGUGAAAUAUUGUUAAUAUACCCGGAGCGUCGUAGAAACGUGACUGUGAUAGCGCUCGAAGUCUGUGAAUUUUUGCGUCUCGAGCGUCCGGAUUUCAAGCGUUUGGUAACGCCGGAAACCGAAUUAUACGAGCGUCUCGUGAGCGUAGCCACGGAGAGAUUGGACCAUACGAAGACAAUCGACGAGUUGUCUGAGAGAAAGGAGAAGGCAAGACAAAGAAGAAACCCUGGGUACAGCGAAGUGUUGUCCAGCGCACAAAAAAUUCGUGCAGGAAGCUUAUCUAACGAAAAUGUAAACGCUCCGAGCUCUUCAUCCCGUCAUGCCAAACCAUCGAGGCGUUAUUUUCGUAAUUCAGAUUUUUCCAAUCGAGAUUGACAAGAUGAAAAAUAAGAAUAAAAAAAGAAAGGAAGAAAAAUGAAUUUUCUAUUUCUUCAAACAUUUCUUCAAUAUCGAAUAAAUUUAAACAAAAAAAAAAACAGCAAAUUUCCUUAACGAAGAAACGAACACCACAGCAAUGACAUAAUAACAACGCCAACGUUACACAGCUUCAUUGAUUCUUUUUUCUCAUUUUUUUUUCUUCUUUUUUUUGAUAAACACGAA
Molecule: messenger RNA, 2873 nt
Organism: Venturia canescens
Lineage: Eukaryota; Metazoa; Arthropoda; Insecta; Hymenoptera; Ichneumonidae
Product: potassium/sodium hyperpolarization-activated cyclic nucleotide-gated channel 1-like
Exons: 5
Coding region: 1602-2648 (348 amino acids)
Biological process (GO): sodium ion transmembrane transport; potassium ion transmembrane transport; regulation of membrane depolarization
Cellular component (GO): HCN channel complex
Molecular function (GO): voltage-gated potassium channel activity
Source: RefSeq, a predicted model, not a curated record